AUGAAUCUAAAGCGACGUAACAUUAAACUAGAAGCCUACAUAAGGAGAGAAAAUAUUAAGAUAUUUGGUAUCGAAGAUAAACGAGGGGAAUCCAAUACUAGAACAGAGGAACUUGUUCGUAUCAUGAUGCGUGAGAAGAUGAAUAUUACAGAAGAAGACGUUGUAGGCUUUCAAUUCGAGCGAGUGCAUCGAUUUCCAACACGGCAGGAUAUGGCUCGCUCUUCCAAACCGAGACCGAUUAUUGCAAAAUUUAGUUUUUACAAGGACAAGGAAUAUAUGUGGUCCUUUGUUAAGAACCUCAAAGGCAGUGGAAUUGGAAUUUCUAACGAUUUUCCGAAAGAGAUUGACGAAAUCCACCAGAAGCUCUAUCCGGUUUUAAAGGAGGCAAAGAGGAGAGGUCAAAAGGCUAGCUUUAAACUGGAUAAAUUAAUCAUGAGUGGACAGGUAUAUAGAGGUAUGGAGACAGAAAAUCUUGCAUAUUAUGGUUUAAUUAUGAACAGCUAA
Messenger RNA from Stylophora pistillata, 504 nucleotides. RefSeq lists its product as uncharacterized. Lineage: Eukaryota; Metazoa; Cnidaria; Anthozoa; Scleractinia; Pocilloporidae. The record is from RefSeq and is a predicted model, not a curated record.